UUGUCAUCAGUACUCACCACAACCAUCAACACCAUGGCAGACAUCACCACCAACGCCACCAUCCACUCCUUUGGCGGCCGCUUCCUCAAGCUCACCCACCAGUCCAGCCUCACCGGCGGCCCCAUGAACUUCACCCUCUUCCUGCCGGCCGGCAUCUCCGCCUCCGACCCGGCCCCGCUGCUCAUCUACCUCUCCGGCCUGACCUGCACCCCGGACAACGUCACCGAAAAGGGCUUCCUCCACGCCCACGCCGCGCCCCUCAAGCUGGCACUGCUCUACCCGGACACGUCGCCGCGCGGCUCCGACCACCCGGGCGAGCACGACGCCUGGGACUUUGGCAGCGGCGCGUCCUUUUACGUCGACGCCACGCAGCAGCCGUGGGCCAAGAACUACCAGAUGGAGACGUACAUCACCGACGAGCUGCCCGACGUCGUCUUCUCGCACUUCAAGGAGCUGGACCCCAAGCGCGUGUCCAUUGCGGGCCACUCCAUGGGCGGGCACGGCGCCCUGACGCUGUAUCUCAAGAACCCGGGCAAGUACCAGAGCGUCAGCGCGUGGUCGCCCAUUUCGAACCCGUCGGCGUGUCCCUGGGGAGAAAAGGCCUUUACGGGGUAUCUCGGCAAGGACAGGGAGGAGUGGAAGAAGCACGAUGCGACGGAGCUGGUGAAGCACUGGAAGGGGCCUCUGAAUGCCCUGCUUGACGUGGGCACUGGCGAUAAUUUUUACAAGCAGAGACAGCUUCUGCCUGAGAACUUUGCCGAGGCUGUCAAAGCAACGAGCAUCGAGGGCCUGCAACUGCGAUACCAGGAGGGCUACGACCACUCAUACUUCUUCAUCUCUACUUUUGGCGAGGAUCACAUUAAGCAUCAUGCUAAGCAUCUGGGUCUGUUGUAAGAAAAGCUAUGAAAAGGCAUGCAUGAUUUGUUGAGGAAAGUACCUAUGUGUCAUCGGAGAAUCAGAGUUUAUUGAUACGAAGGAAAAGAGUUAGUCAGUAAAAAAAAAAUUGUAUGAUAUGAUAGAAUGACGAGUUGGUUCAAGUUCUGUUG
This is a messenger RNA of Trichoderma atroviride IMI 206040, 1046 nucleotides long. RefSeq lists its product as uncharacterized. Gene Ontology annotation, biological process: formaldehyde catabolic process. Gene Ontology annotation, molecular function: S-formylglutathione hydrolase activity. NCBI's taxonomy places the organism in Eukaryota, Fungi, Ascomycota, Sordariomycetes, Hypocreales, Hypocreaceae. The record is from RefSeq and is a predicted model, not a curated record. Gene Ontology annotation, cellular component: cytosol.